This is a messenger RNA of Aspergillus chevalieri, 162 nucleotides long. RefSeq lists its product as uncharacterized. NCBI's taxonomy places the organism in Eukaryota, Fungi, Ascomycota, Eurotiomycetes, Eurotiales, Aspergillaceae. The transcript has a single exon. The record is from RefSeq and is a predicted model, not a curated record. Bases 1 to 162 code for a protein of 53 amino acids.
AUGGCGGCGCUGGUCUACGCCUCGAGUUGCCAUAUCAUCGGCGACAUGGAGGAGACAGCAGAGGAGUUUAUCAUUGGCUGUCUAGCAGCAGAGGUCAAUGAAGGUGUUCUCCACGCGGUGAGUGUGGUCAAGCGGAUGAACGGACGAUGUACGAUGCCUUAG